This is a messenger RNA of Melanotaenia boesemani (Boeseman's rainbowfish), 1857 nucleotides long. RefSeq names its product fibroblast growth factor 11b (gene fgf11b). Lineage: Eukaryota; Metazoa; Chordata; Actinopteri; Atheriniformes; Melanotaeniidae. The record is from RefSeq and is a predicted model, not a curated record. The transcript is spliced from 5 exons. Gene Ontology annotation, cellular component: cytoplasm. Gene Ontology annotation, biological process: positive regulation of cell population proliferation; fibroblast growth factor receptor signaling pathway; cell differentiation. The coding region runs from base 254 to 997 and encodes 247 amino acids. Gene Ontology annotation, molecular function: fibroblast growth factor receptor binding; growth factor activity.
UAUUUUUGGAUAAAGUAAAAGCUUCACAGUGCACUACAUGUGAACUUGCAUCUCUCCAAGAUCUUCAUUCUCAAAGGGAACCAUCAAGCUAAACUCUUCCCUGUUAACCCACUUAGUAGCCUGAUCUCCCCUGUGGGGGGUUCUUUAAAACAUCCGUCCUACUCCAGUUUUUUUGAGGAAAGCAAAACCCAAACCAGCAAAGUAGGUGCAGGGAAGGAAGACACCCCCCUCCCAAAGGUGAGAGGGGGGGAAGAUGGCAGCUCUCGCCAGCUCUCUCAUCAGACAGAAACGGGCAGUCAAGGACGAUCAAGCCAACCGACCGGUUGCCAACAAGCGCAAGCCCUGUCCUAAGAGCAACAAGUCCCUGUGCCAGAAACAGAUCCUGGUUCUGAUCUCCAAAGUACGACUUUGUGGGGGUAGAAAAGGUAGAAACGACAAAAGACCAGAGCCACAGUUAAAAGGCAUCGUUACCCGGCUAUACAGUCAGCAUGGAUUCUACCUACAGAUGCAGCCUGAUGGCACCGUUGGCAGCACAAAGGAUGAAAGCAGUUCAUUUUCGCAGUUCAACUUAAUUCCUGUGGGACUGCGGAUUGUGGCAAUUCAAGGGACAAAAACAGGACUGUAUCUUGCCAUGAAUAGCGAAGGAUAUCUUUAUACCUCGGAGCACUUCACUCCCGAGUGUAAGUUCAAGGAGAGUGUGUUUGAGAACUACUAUGUCACGUACUCAUCCAUGAUCUACCGCCAGACCCAGUCUGGCCGUUCUUGGUAUAUUGGUAUCAACCGUGAUGGUCAGAUCAUGAAGGGCAACCGGGUAAAGAAGACCAAGGGAGCUGCACAUUUCCUGCCUAAAGUUAUUGAGGUUGCAAUGUAUAAGGAGCCGUCGCUACACGAGCUCACCAGUGAGCCAGUGAGUCCCCCUCGGAAGACAGUGAAGACAUCAGAUUCACCAACCCUACAGAAUGGGCAGAAAGAAGCUCCCAAGGCUGAGGCCUCAUAGCACAGGAGACUGAGGGUGGGACAAAGGGCAGCAGGGACACUGCGAACACAGUUGCCCAUAAUGCACUGAGGGUGGUAGAAGAACGGCCCUCAGCGGCCACCAAAGUCCAUAAGUGUGCUGCAAGAUGCUGAGGGAAAAUGGGUCAGAAGUCCAUUAGCAGCCAAGAAGACCCAAAAGAGGAGUCCCCCCCUCACCUGAAACCACAGAAAGAAAGCCCAGGGUCUGAGCCAGAAUUACCCCAUUUUAGCCUCCUCCUCUGCCACCUGUGACUUCCUAAUACACAGGUUUCAUAGUUUUCCUGCCUGACUCAAGCUUCUUUGUCUGCCUGAAAGUUUAAUUUUCCUCACAUGCCUGCUUAAUGUUUGCUCCGUUUUUCUAAAUAUUCAUCACUCAUGCAUUUCCGCUGCUGACUCUGCAUCGUAAUCCUCACCUAUCGGCCCCCUGCUGAGCCCCAAGGUUGGUGACGGCGUGGCUCAGCCAGCUUUCCAUCAGAGUCAGCUAAAGCUCAAAGUGAGAUGAAACAGCUCAGAGAGGAAAGCAAUCUGCAGCAAGAACACUCAAUGUGAGUGUGUGAGGAAGUACGAGGAAAAAAGUUAUCUAAAAGUAGUUGAAUACAGUGAAACCUAAACAAAUGUUCUAUGUUCUUCGUGUUCUUCAUUAUGCCACAAUGAAAACUGGAAUUCACGACAGCCCAGAAGGAGGAUCUGUUUAUAAAAACAAACAUGAUUAAGGUGAUAAUGACUCUAAAAGCAUGAGAUUAAAUCAACAGAAAGUUAGUGAAAACAACCCUGUUAAUAAUGGUGAGCCUGAUGCACUUAAUCUGAUUGUGAAGAUAAACAUUUUAUGAAGUUAAUGCACAA